Saccostrea echinata is the source of this 2527-nucleotide messenger RNA. RefSeq names its product protein yippee-like 5. The coding region runs from base 111 to 473 and encodes 120 amino acids. The transcript is spliced from 3 exons. Lineage: Eukaryota; Metazoa; Mollusca; Bivalvia; Ostreida; Ostreidae. The record is from RefSeq and is a predicted model, not a curated record.
AUAGUAAUGUUUUCAUUUUGGCACAGCUGACACCCAAGGAAACUGAAGACUAAAAAUCAGAACUGUUUAAGGGUUUUCUGUUUUUACCAACAUUUAAAGCAAGAACAGACAUGGGUAGAAUAUUUCUUAGACACAUAGGAGGGACCAGGCUAUUCUCCUGUGCUAGUUGUGACACGCCUCUAACAAACAGAGCAGAGUUGAUUUCAACAAGAUUCACAGGAGCCACAGGAAGAGCCUUCCUCUUCAACAAAGUGGUUAACUUAAACUACAGCGAAGUACAGGAUCGAGUCAUGUUGACAGGGCGACACAUGGUCCGAGAUGUAUCCUGCAAGAAUUGUGACGCGAAGCUUGGCUGGGUGUAUGAGUUUGCCACAGAAGACAAUCAGAGAUACAAAGAAGGGCGAGUGAUCUUGGAGAGGGCACUAGUGACUGAAAGUGAAGGUAUAGAGGAACAUAUCAGCCAUGACAGUUGAAGUAAAAGGGGAGAUACUGUUGCCUUAAAAUGUACAAAGCUGUGUGUAUAUUUUAAUGAGAUUAACUUAUCACAGGAUAUAUAGUGCCAGAAGAGUUGUUUACGAAAGUGUUAUAAAGACAGUUUAAAAAAUUCUGUGAUGACAGUUUGAACUGGCUUGCUGUCUAGAGAGAUAGGGUUGUUUCAGCAUGUUCAUUUAUGUGAGAUGAGUUUCACAUCAGAAAUGUAAAUUCAAUGUUAUGCUUGUUGAGAAAUGUUGAUUCCUAACUUGGAUUUUACUUGAGCAGUUAUCCAUAUAUCAUAAAUUUUAGUAGUCCAUGUUCAGCUACAUUCAGCAGUACAUGAAUUUCACAUUAACUUUAAAAAAAAAAACAACAAAAAACAAAAACAAAUCAUUCCACCUACACAUUGCUAUGGUUUAAUAAUUUGACUAAAUGAUUAACUCAAGACAUACAGAUAGAGAGAGGGAUAAACAGAGAGAGAGAAAAAUAUGAACAACUGAACACAUUUGAGUACUUAUAUUAGUAGUUGCAUUAAAAGGUAGAUGUAUAAUGAAAAAUAUAUUUAAUUUUUCUGGAAUCCAUUCCUUUAUCAAAAUCUCAACGUUUAGUACACCUGAGUCACAAUGCUAUUUCUUUUGGUCUGUUGUUACUUAAGAUUUAAACAUAUUCAGCUUCUUCUCUGAAUGACUGAGCCCACCAGUUAGCAUCUAUGGAAAAAGGGAAACAAAACUUUGAACUUCAUGAUCUCUGCCUUCCUUGGGCCUAUGGGGUGGGGCCAGGACCAUCGUAGUUAAUAAAAUCUUCAAAAAUCUUCAUUAGUCCUGGAUAUCAAGCAGUCAACUAUUUGCAUGGUUAUAAUAAGAAAUGAUCUCUCUACUAAAUUAAAAAUUGUGAAAUUCCUGGCCCCUGGGUUCAGGCUCCAGGGUGGAGCUAAGUUUGUUAUAUGCUGAUAUUUGAAAUGCUUUAAUUUAUUUCUUAUAAAAUCUUCUUUUUUACUCAUUUUACUCUUGUACAUCUAGCAUGCAAAUUGUUGGCAUGAUUAUUAUAAGUACUAAUUUUUUUUUUACCAAAGUUGUUAAAUUCCUGGCCCCUGGGUCCAUUGUUAAGGCCUUAUUUGUUCACAUAUUGAAAAAAAACUUUGCAUCUUAGAAAAUCUUCUUCUAUGCUCAUGGAAACUAAGCAGGCAAACUGUUCAAUGACUAUAAUAAGUACAGCACUCUACCAAAAUUGUGAAAUUCAUUGCUCCUCUGCCCAUUGUUCAAGCCCCUUAGUGGGGCUUAAUCAUGUAUUGAAAAUUAAUUAAAUCUUUGAAAUUAUUUUGUCAAAAGGACAUCUAUCAAAGAGCAAAAUAAUUAUAAAAUUACUAUAAGUGUAAAACCCUUUACCAAUGAAAAAUUCAUGCCUUUUGGGUCAUUGGUUUAGGUCCAGGGUGGGAUAAGUUGGUCAUACAGUCAAACCUCAUUAACUCGAACUUGUUCAACCUUCAGAGAUAUCUGAAGGUUUGAGAUAUUGAGGGUAAAAUAUACUUAAAGGAAAAGGGUUUGGGACUUCCAAAUCACUUCAAUAUAUCAAUUAUAUUCAAUAUAUCUCUGUUUGAGAUACCGCAGUUGUGUGAUGUCCAUCCAUCUUCGCUAGCCAAGAGUUUAUGAUCCGCUGCCCUUGAUGAUGCGAUGGAAUGGUAACCAUUGGUUAGCAAAGAUUGAUGUUACACAUGCAGUGUGUAUUUGAUGAGCAGUGAACAGCGCUGAUUAAUUCCUUUCCUAGCUGUUUUCUUUAUUGUCUCUCUGUUAUUUUUACAUAAACUCACAUGAUAUUUCUUUAAGAUGCUCUAUGUAGAUGUUCAAGGAUAUUUUACUGCUGUUUCAGGGACAUUUUCACAAAGUUAUGAAGUUUCUAUUCAUUGUCACUUCGAUCAUAAAUAUUUGAUGUUUCUAUUUAUAGGAAAGAAACUUUGUACCAGUGCUUUUUAAAGAUGAAUUAACAUUAAAUAAAGAAAAAAAAAUAUCAUUCCAAUGUGUGGAGAUACAUAAUAAAAACUACUUUAUUUGUCAAA